CCUAAUCGUCAUUGGAAAUCUAUCAGGAAGCCUCUAUGGCAGAGUAUGAUCUGAUUGAUAGAAGAAGUGAUCGCUGGAAAUCCAAGUUUCGAGCCUUGCAGCUCCGAAUCCGUGAUCGAUUCCGUGUAGCUGUCGAUCGGCAUCGGCGCUGGCAGAGGUUCUCCGAUUCGAAUGAUUCAUCGUUAUUGCAGCGUUGGAUUCUUAGACUCCGCAGCCUCCGGAGGGCUUCUUCCCUACCGCCUACUCCGUUCUAUCGCAAGAGAGUCAGCACGGAUGUUGAUGCAAUUGAAGACUCGAUCAUUGUUCGCAUGCUUCAAGGUCUGGCUGUUCCUAUUCUUGGAAAUGCUUGUCAUGUCUUUAUGCACGGGCUCAACCGUGUCCAGAUAUAUGGUGCAGAAAAACUACAUCAGGCUCUAUUACAGAGAUCAGAAGGCAAACCUCUUAUAACGGUAAGCAACCAUGUGGCUGCUGUAGAUGACCCAUUUGUGAUUGCUUCUCUUCUGCCACCAAGUGUGUUAUUGGAUGCUAAUAGCUUGAGAUGGACACUGUGUGCAACAGACCGAUGUUUUAGCAAUCCAGUGACGUCUGCAUUCUUUCGAUGUGUCAAAGUUUUACCUGUUUCUCGUGGUGAUGGUGUUUACCAAAAGGGAAUGGACAUGGCUCUUUCAAAAUUGAACCAGGGUGGGUGGGUUCAUAUAUUCCCAGAGGGAAGUCGUUCUCGGGAUGGGGGAAGAACCAUGGGGUCUGCCAAGAGAGGUGUUGGAAGGUUGGUGAUGGAUGCAGACAACAUCCCGAUAGUUCUCCCCUUUGUGCACACAGGGAUGGAAGAUAUUAUGCCCAUAGGAACGCACUUCCCAAAAAUAGGCAAGAUGGUCACAGUGCUCAUUGGUGAUCCGAUCCAUUUUGAUGAUUUACUCCUCACUAAUGAUGAUGCCCAGCAUAUUUCAAGGGAAACUUUAUACGAUGUCGUAUCAUCAAGAAUCGGUCAGAGACUCCAUGAGCUAAAAAUCCAAGUCGAAAGACUAGCUCUUGAACAAUUAUCUGAAGUCCGUGACUAUUCUCUACAGAACACAAAACGCGCAAAUGGCAUUCUGCAGCAGGUUGAUUGGGAAGCAUUUGGCAUGGGGAGCUAUGUAUUCACAGACGUCAAUUCCCCCUCCUUGAAACAGGCAAUCCAGACCCUAACAAAGCCACAUCUUGACCAGUCACAAGGGGCUGCCCCUCCUAACUGGCAUGUUAGGAUGGGUUUCUCGUAUGAAGGUGGGAUUGUGUCAAGGAUCCGUGGUUACAUGAAUCCGUCUGAGCUGAUGGGAUUUGCAGUUAAAGGUUUGUUCAUGAACGGCAGAACGUCGAAGGAAAAUCCUAUUAGCAUCCGGGAAGUUCGUCCCUUGAAGGCAUGGAAGCAGUACUUGGAAGGGAACAUAUUCCAGCAAUGGAAUUGCAUGUAACUUUUUUAUUUUUAUGGCCGAGUAGCACGAGUUUGUGUAAAUACAAGCGGGAGAAUGAGCAUGGCCUCUCUGUAAGUUCUGAAUUUUCCAAGUUCAAUGAAAGUGGGAGGAGAUUUAGUUCA
Magnolia sinica is the source of this 1570-nucleotide messenger RNA. RefSeq lists its product as uncharacterized. Bases 36 to 1448 code for a protein of 470 amino acids. The transcript has 7 exons. The record is from RefSeq and is a predicted model, not a curated record. Gene Ontology annotation, biological process: phospholipid metabolic process. NCBI's taxonomy places the organism in Eukaryota, Viridiplantae, Streptophyta, Magnoliopsida, Magnoliales, Magnoliaceae.